Molecule: messenger RNA, 1353 nt
Organism: Triticum urartu
Lineage: Eukaryota; Viridiplantae; Streptophyta; Magnoliopsida; Poales; Poaceae
Source: RefSeq, a predicted model, not a curated record
AUGGUCCGGGACCUUCGUGCUCAAAACAGUGGUAUGAUGGAGAUCUGGAACUACAGCUCUAGUGAUUGGUCUUUGUUGCAUAGCAUUGAUUUGUCGCGGCACCUUGAAGGAGACUCUUUGUUAGGUCCGCAGAUUAUCAGAGCUAUCGGUUAUUUUGGCGACUGUGGACCGAUGGAAAAGGUGAUCUUGGCAACUUCCAAUGGCAAGGUGAUCACAUAUGACCUGCUGUCUAGGACUCUCGACACCAUUCUUGCAAUACCGGAGACUUCAUUUUAUAAGACCGAUAAGCAGUAUGCUCCUAGAUUCAGUUUAUUCAAAGAGAGUCUUGCUCCGGUACACAAAACCAACGUAGAGAUGGCGUUAUCAUCUCCGCUAACUAAAGUUAUCAAGGAGAUCCUACUCCGACUCCCAGGUGAUUUUGCCACACAGUUCAAACUUGUAAGCAAGCAGUGGCUUAGUUUGAUCGAGAGUGGAAGUUUCAUUCGCUCUUACCAUGCACAUAACAACAUGGACAGGGAGCCAAGAGUCAUGCUUGUCGGCAAGGGGCCAGGAGGAUUGGGUUUCAGCUUUGCUCCCUCGAAGAAAUUGCUUCGCGAUGGUCCUAGCCAAGGCGCAUGGCUUGAUACAAAGGUGGUUUGCUCUAAGCCUUGCCAUGGUAGGAACCUGAUAAGUACUGUGACCGAGGACUAUUUGUACAAUCCUUCCACAGGUUAUCACCAUAACUACCAUGCAGUAGUGUGGCCACACCAACUGCGCCGCCGUGUACUCGCAAUGAAGCAUGGCAAUGUAUGUACACUAGAAGACCACGCUUUCACAGUUGGCAACAAGAAUGCUUGUCUGGGGUUGAACAUGUUGAAACAGGAGCAUGUUGUCGUUCAGAUUUUCUAUCACUUGAAGGACUUCGAAUCUCGGCAGUAUUUCCUGACAUGCUCAGUCAUUGGACUCACGUCGAUCCAACACAAUCUUCAACCCCAUCUGCCUAUAAAUAGCAUGCCACCUGCCUAUGUAGCAGGAGUUUUAUACUGGAUGAGUGAACCAAGGUUGUUGGAGAUUCAUAAGAGGGUCAUUGUAUCAUUUGACGUCACAAAAAUGAUGUUUGAUCUCGUCCCUUGCCCUUCACCCAUCGCAAUGUGGAGUGACACGAGUCCUUGCCAAGCAUUUGUGAUCGAGCUUGAGGGAAUGUUAUGUGAGGUCCUUGCUGAUCCUGUCGCAGAAGAAUUAGAUAUUUGGAAGCUGGAGCAUGGUCGCUGGGACAGAGCAUAUAAAGUCUAUUUAAAAGGUUGGUCGGGCUAUUCCCUUGGAGAAAACGUUGUGGUGCCGUUGCUUGUCGACCCCAGAGACGAAGAAAACUGG